AUGUUAACAAACAUAGCUCUGGGCGCCUACACGUACAACAGCUCUGCUUAUUAUAUCAGUUAUUACGUCGUUCUAACUUCUUAUUGGGCUGUCGAUGGCAAAACUGGUUUGAACGACAGUUCAGUGUCAUGUUCUGUGACGGUUCCCGGGUUCGAACCCCACUGGAUCGGUGUCGAUAUGGGAAGUUUGUUUUCAAUCGUCUAUGUAAUUCUCUACGCUGGAACAAAUGAAACAUUUGCAACAACCAAGAACGAUUUGAACUUCUUCAUAGUGGGGGUGAGCAACAGGUCCCUGGAUGUUCACCCGCCAGUGAGAGGCACUUACGAUCUCUGUGCUCAAUAUCCAGGUGUGGUAGCUUCGAAGCAGGUGGUUCAGUUGAAUUGUUCCUCUACUACGCCUCCAGCCAGAUACGUCAUACUGCAACAACCUUCCAACUCUACUGGAUACAUGUCCGUCUGCGAAUUCGAAGUCUACGGAACUCCAUAUGGAAAAUUCAAAACCAACCUGCUACUGAAAAGUUUAGCCGAGCAUAGCAGUUCAUUUUUUUCUUAUAGCUGCGGAUCACUGACAGCUUCAUUGGUUGUGGAUGGCUUUCACGACACCUGCCUAUCCAGAUGUCACUGCGGCCACACGAACGAUGCCCUUGGAGGACCGAACUGGUUCAUGUUCGACAUGACUGCCCGUCACUUCAUUGAUUAUAUUGCUCUAACAACUAGAGGAUGGGAAGGUCCACCGGCCAAUAACAACCAACUCGCCCUUCGCACUGAAAACUUGACCAUCGGACUGACCGACGCAGGGCCACCCCCAGCGAAAAACAAUUAUCCAGUGUGCGGCAGAUGGCCUGGCCCCAUCAGACACGGUGGCAGAGUGGAAAUGAAAUGCAACGCCAACCUGCCCAAACAUAGAUAUCUGAUCGCACAGGGUAGUGCAACUGCUUCAGACGGACACUUCACUCUUUGCGAACUGGAGGCCUAUGAGCCCGCUGAUGAAAACUUGUUUGUGUGGAAAAGACAGUCAAACAAGACAUUGGUUGAUUUCCAAUUCAAGCAAUUGUACGUGAGGAGUGCAUUGGACUGCAUGCAUAAGUGCAAGCAACUGGGAGGAUGUGACUCCAUCAACUUCCAUCCAGCUUCUAAAAUGUGUCAGUUCAAUUCUCAUCUAAAGCUAAAAGCAAUCGUGUUAAGCGGAGAUACGAUGUUUAGGUUCCUAUGUAUGAUUUUCUUAGAAAUUUCAGCGGGCCAAGGUACUCUAACAAACAUAGCCCUUGGUACCUACACACGGAACAGUUCUGCCUUUGUAGCUGCCGAAGUGUUAACUUCAUACUUUGCGGUGGACGGUAGAAGCGGUCUGAAUGACAGUUCAGUGUUAUGUUCUGUGACGGUGCCCGGGUUCAAACCCCAUUGGAUCGGAAUCGACCUGGCAAGUUUGUUUUCAAUCAUCUACGUGGUUCUCUACGCUGGAGCAAAUGUUGCUGAAGUAAAAACAUGGAACUAUCUGAACUUCUUCAUAGUAGGAGUGAGCAACAGGUCCCUGGAUGUUCACCCGCCAGUGGGAGGCACCUACGAACUCUGUGCUCAAUAUCCAGGUGUGGUUGCUCCGAAGCAGGUGGUUCAGUUGAAUUGUUCCUCAACUACGCCUCCAGCCAGAUACGUCAUACUGCAACAACCUUCCAACUCUACUGGAUACAUGUCCGUCUGCGAGUUCGAAGUCUAUGGAAUUCCAUUCGGAGACCGCCGAGUAAAUUUAUUGCUAAAGAAGCCCGCUAAUCAAAGUUCUGCAAUAUCCGAUACUAUUUGUGGGUUAUACAUUGCAGCGAAGGUUGUGGAUGGAUUCCACGACACCAACCCAAUCCACUGCCACUGUGGCCACACUUUGGAGGGAGUUGGACAACCGAACUGGUACGUUUUCGACAUGGGAGGUAAAUAUCACAUCGAUUAUAUCGCUCUAACUGCUCGAAGAUGGGAUGGUAAUGGCUAUGAUGACCUAAUAUCCCACCGUCUGGACAACUUCAUAAUCGGACUGAACAACGUAGACAGCUCAACAUCAGCUCCACUGAGAAAUAAAUAUCCAAUGUGUGCCACAUGGCCCGGCUACGUCAAACAUGGGAUCAAAGUUGAACUGAAAUGCAAUGCCAACCUGCCAAAAUAUAGGUACCUGAUCGCACAGGGCAGUGCAACAGCUUCCGAUGGCUUCUUCGCCAUCUGCGAACUGGAAGCCUAUGAGCCUGUGGAUGAAAAUUCAUUCAGAUGGAAAAGAAAGUCAAACAUGGCAUUGGCUGGAUUCCAAUUCAAGCAGUUGAACGUGAGGAGUGCGUUGGACUGCAUGCAUAAGUGCAAGCAACUGGGAGGAUGUGACUCCAUCAACUUCCAUCCAGCUUCUAAAUUGUGUCAGUUCAAUUCUCAUGUUAAUGGCUACUACACCACCACACUUACGAGCGACACUAAUUGGACGUUUUAUACGGUCAAUUAUAGUUAA
Molecule: messenger RNA, 2475 nt
Organism: Helobdella robusta
Lineage: Eukaryota; Metazoa; Annelida; Clitellata; Rhynchobdellida; Glossiphoniidae
Exons: 10
Coding region: 1-2475 (824 amino acids)
Source: RefSeq, a predicted model, not a curated record